Suillus paluster is the source of this 1698-nucleotide messenger RNA. RefSeq lists its product as uncharacterized. The record is from RefSeq and is a predicted model, not a curated record. Bases 1 to 1698 code for a protein of 565 amino acids. Lineage: Eukaryota; Fungi; Basidiomycota; Agaricomycetes; Boletales; Suillaceae. The transcript is spliced from 8 exons.
AUGGAAGUUAUAGUGGCUGAGCUUGGGGCGGCAAAUCUGGACUCUCAGACAUACAACCCACAUGAAUGGGGGUGGGUUAUUGCUUCCUCUAGCGCUCGUUCCCUCUCUGAAGGUGAUCCUUUACUCUGUUCCUUAUUGGAGCAAUGCAUGGAGAUGGGGAGUAAGGACAUUGCCAUCAGUUUUAAAACAAUGGUGACCCACAUGAAAUUAGCGGUAAACAUCCAGCACAUUCGCACUAUGAGGGCUCAAUCUCUGCAAGACUUAUAUGAUGCAGAAAUUGCCCCCCUUCGAAUCAAGUCCAGUUACCACACCUUCCAGCAUUGGCAUACAACCGGGACUAAGUUUGCGGCCCUGGCGGGCGGCAGUACUGUUUACUUUCUUGUCUUGGUGGCAGGUCUAGGCCUCAGGACAUCACUUGCUUCCAUGCCGGGGGACCUUGCCUGCCAUCUAGGAAAUGCCUUGAGGCACCCAGAUCCUGAUACCAUGAUUGGAUGCACCAUCAUUGACAAGAUAAUCCAAGUCAUUCAUAUGCUCAGGAGCACGUUUCCCAUAACAAUUGAUCCCUUGUUUCCAUCCACUAUUCUGGCCUCACAUUCUCUUCCUUCUCUGAUUGACUGCGCCAACAUUGCCACUUCAGACCUUUUCUUCAACUCCUUCAUUUUCAAAUUGGUAGAGCGUUCCCACUCACCCUGGGAUGAACAAUGGUUUAUUAGCUCCGAUGUUUCUCAGCAAGAUCCUUCAGUCCGUAUUUUCACAGAAGUCAUCAACACAUCAUAUGAUGGAAGCCAGUUGGAGAACAGCAAAAUUCCGAUGCCUCAGGAAAGUGCAGUGGAUACAGUAUGGACUGAGCGUGAACGCGAGGUUGUAGCAAAUGUGGAGGAGGUAAACAAUGUCGACAGCCUAUGGUCAAAGCUUGAGAGUUUUUAUGUUGGUGGAGUGAAGCCCACCGAUUCAUAUAUCUUUAUACCUAACUCAUUAGUGAGAAGGAAUCAACUCAAGCUACGCAACAGCGAUCAAUCGCUGAUGGCGUAUAUCUGUGGCUCGCUUCCAAAUCACUUGCGCUCCUCUCUGAUGAGUGAUCUUAUUCUUUCCUUUGGCGACGUGAAUAUCCUUAUCGACAAGGACACCAAUCAGGGUACACAAGGAGAUUUCCAGGCGCCAUACAUGUUGGAAAAGGAUGAUGUUCGAUUCAAUUACUCUCAACUGGUCCCAUACAUAUCGUCUGAAACAUUGAAGAACCAGGCACUCUAUGAGGCGGUGUUAGCAGUGUUUACAGAUCUCUUUGAAUGGAUAAAGGAACAUCUCAAAGAGAACCUUCCCGCAGAAUAUGAAAUCCUUGUUGAGGUAGCAAGAGAACUUCCCUGCAACAGCGCAUCACCAGUGCUUCCAUUUCUUUCGCUAGUAUUCAACAUAAAUGUGGCUACAAAGGGCCAUCGGGACAGCAGGGACUUCGACCUUUGUUUGGUCCUCCCGAUCGGUAAUUUUAAGGGAGGUUUCCUUGCUAUGAAGGAGCCAGGGCUCGUAGUGGAGCUUCUGCAAGGAUAUUUCAUCGGUUUUCAAUCUGCAUGGGUAACUCAUUUCAAUACUCAUUAUCAGGGUAAAUGUGCUUCCAUGGUCCUUCAUACGGACAAGGAAAUUCAACAUUGGGCCAGGAAUCACAACGGUUGGGGUGAUAAUUCUAUGCUGACUACUUUCUAA